AUGAAGCAGACGGGGAUGAAUGGCGCCACACCAUCCCUUCCCGAAGAAAUCAUAACCAAGAUUCUGAAGCGGCUUCCGGUGAAAUCCCUAAUGCGGUUUCAGUGCGUCUGCAAACGUUGGAAAAUUCUCUUCAAGACCCCAUUGUUCAUCCAAGAACAUCUCUGCCACUCCACUUUUCAAAACCCUUGUCUUGUCAUGGGACAGUCUAAUCCCAGUUAUCCUUUCUACUUAUAUUUGCUCGAUUGCAAGAUGCAGUUUCAUGAGUUUGAGAGCGCACCUUUGGCCGGUUCCUUGUUGGGCUUUUUCCUCGUCGGUUCCUGCAAUGGCUUGCUAUGCUUCGCUGAUUUGAAAAAACAUCCUCCUGCCCCUUUAUUGUGGAAUCCGGCGACUAGAAAGGUGAGACAAGUGCCCAUAAUGACUUUGGAUGAUUUUUCGGAUUUGGACUGGUUUUUGGGGUUCGGGUUCAGUCCUAUUAUUAAUGAUUAUAAGAUAGUAAGAUUGACCCAGGUUGACGCUGUUUGUGGAGUGGAAGCGUAUUCAUUAGGCAUUGGGUCUUGGAGAAACAUACAAUUUGACAACAUAAAAGAUGUUUACAUCGAACGUUCUGGUGUCACUGCUAAUGGAGUUAUGUUUUGGUAUGGGUCAAAGGCAGAUCUUGGUUAUGUGAUAGUUUCAUUUGAUUUAGCAACCGAAGUGUUCACAGUGAUGCCAUGGCCUGCUUUUGUUAGGGAAUCAUGUUUGUUUACUGUGUAUGAGAACAAGCUGGCUAUAUUUUCUCAUUCUAGAGCCAGUAAUUCUCGAGAUUCUUGUCUUUCGUUGACUGUGAUGGAGGAGGGGGGCAUGGGCUCAUCUGGGGGGAGAUGGAGUUCAAGUAAGAAAUAUACUUGCAACUCUUAUGUCCCAUUUUGUCUAUUGUGCCAGCCUUAUGUCGAGGUAUAUACUGGAACCAUUUGGAGGAAUCAGAUUGUGUGGAGUAAUUUUAGAAUGGCUGCAUUUAUGGAACGUGAAAUGGGAAAUGUAGAACCCCUAUAUCUGAUCAAUGUCACUACUGGUGAACUUAAGAUUAUUGAAUUCCCUCGACGCAAACCUGGCUAUGGUUUCACUGUUUCCAAUUACGUGGAAAGUCUUGUACCACUUGGCAACGUUCAAAUUGAAGAGCCUUAAUCUUCAAGGUUAAUUAUUACCAUGCAGCUGUACGUUGUUUAAGUAUUUUUGAGAGCAAUGUAUUCCUAUCAGUUUAGACUUAAGAUCAUUGUAUAUAGGGUUUGAUGCCUUCUGGAGAUGUUAUGCAGAAUGAUAAAUGGAGAUAUUUUCUGUUUGAUUUUACCCAUUUAUAAUCUCAUGCUAUCCUUUUUGUUUUUCAAA
Messenger RNA from Neltuma alba, 1365 nucleotides. Its product is annotated as F-box/kelch-repeat protein At3g23880-like. Gene Ontology annotation, molecular function: protein binding. Lineage: Eukaryota; Viridiplantae; Streptophyta; Magnoliopsida; Fabales; Fabaceae. The transcript has a single exon. The coding region runs from base 1 to 1164 and encodes 387 amino acids. The record is from RefSeq and is a predicted model, not a curated record.